AAUUUGCCACCAAUUAUCAGACUUUUGUUUUUAUGAAUGUAUCAAAAUGCUCUCUUGAGUAAUUCUUAAUUUGUUUUUUGAAAAUUGCAAUGGGAGUGAUAUAUUUUAGUACUUGCAUUUAAGGCAUUUGAGGAAUUGGUUGUUUUUGUUGGAUUUAAAGCCUGCUUUUUGCUAUUUGCAUGGAGGUUGCAAAAACAGCUUUUGAGGAACAAUGUUUAGAUUUCUUGUAGAAAAGCAGGAAUGGGGAGGACAUGGAUUUCUCCAUCCAUGUAUGUAUAGAAUGGUAGAACUCCAUUCCUAAAUGUUUGAACAGUAAGGGCUCAUUUGGUGCUCAUUGAGCUGUAUAACUCGCUAUAUUCAAGUUAUAGAGACCCCAUAGAUCUUGUUGUUACAGAUCUUGGUUAUUUGUGGUAAAUUUAUUUAUUUAAAUUCCUUGGUGGUCAAUGGGGUUUCCAGUAUCCUGCCCACUUGCAGAUUUUGAUGAUUUGGAUAGCCAUUGUGGGGCUGUUCUUGUAAGUCCAGUAGUCAUAGGAGAAGAAGAGAGGAAGCCAUUGCAGUCAUUGAGCUCCAACACCUGCUGUGAUUUGGCACCAACCGCUACAAUGAAGUCACCUGGUUCAGGAAAUAUGAACUUUGAAGAAACAAUUAGCUUUAAAGAGAUGGAAUUAGAUGCCGUUUCAGCAGACUCACCUUCCGGGGAUGUGGAAAACAAUGUGUCUGCUAGAGCAGAAAGCGGUAUUGGAGAGAAACAGCGGACAUCUGAGAACUCGUUCAAGGAGCCCAGAUACCAGGCUGCAUUGAGGCUGCAGAAAGUUUAUAAGAGUUUUCGCACGAGAAGACAACUUGCGGAUUGUGCAAUUCUUGUGGAGCAGAGAUGGUGGAAGGUGCUCGAUUUUGCUGAACUAAAGCGGAGCUCUAUAUCAUUUUUCGACAUUCAGAAACCUGAGACAGCUGUUUCUCGCUGGUCUCGGGCAAGAACUAAAGCUGCAAAGGUGGGAAAAGGUUUGUCGAAGGAUAAAAAAGCACGUAAACUUGCUUUGCAGCAUUGGCUUGAGGCAAUUGAUCCUCGACAUCGCUAUGGCCACAAUCUUCACUUUUACUAUGCCAGAUGGCUCCAUUGCGAAAGUAAAGAACCCUUCUUCUAUUGGCUCGAUAUAGGAGAUGGAAGAGAAGUCAGCCAUGAAGUAUGCCCUAGGUCGAAGCUUCAAACACAAUGCAUCAAGUAUCUUGGCCCGAUCGAACGAGAGACUUACGAAAUUGUAGUGCAGGAUGGGAAGUUCGUGUACAAGCAGAGUGGAAACUUUCUUGACACAUCAGAACCUAAAGGCACAAAGUGGAUAUUUGUGCUUAGCACAACCAAGACAUUGUAUGUUGGACAGAAGAGCAAGGGGACGUUUCAACAUUCGAGUUUCUUGGCAGGCGGAGCAACACUUUCUGCUGGAAGAUUAGUAGUGGAACAAGGAAUUCUUAAGUCAGUUUGGCCUCACAGCGGGCAUUAUCUCCCCACAGAAGAAAACUUUCAGGAAUUUAUGAUGUUCCUUUUGGAACACGACGUAGAUCUCACAAAUGUUCAGCAAACUCCAGCUGAUGAAGAAGAUGGAGGCUUCACCAAAAAGAUCAGCAACAUCCGAAUUAGCCCACGAAAACCAAAAGAAACCGCAACAACAAAAACCGAAGGCACAGGGCAACAUAACAAUGAAUCAAGAAAUGAGGAGUCUAAUUCUGCGGAAAAUCCCAACCCUAUUCUGUCUAGAUUACCCGAAAGAUUCUGCUCAAAGAUAGGCAAACUCGAUAUACCACAAAGGAACGAUGCGUUUGACAUUUUGAAGGACGGAAUACCAAUCACGUGUCGCGAAUAUUUCAUAGAUUCUGCCUCGGAUGACGAUGGUUAUGAAACAGCUGAAGAAUCAAUCUUAACAGAAGAAGACUUCAUGGUCCCUAAACUGAACUUGUUCGAAGAAGACCAAUUCGAAGAAGAUGAAAAGCCAGUGCCAAAGGAGAAGAUCAUGCAGAGGAUUGAUUCACACAAGGGAAUGAAGUCAUACCAGUUGGCUCAGCAUUUAACAAGCAGGUGGACAACAGGAGCUGGACCGCGAAUUGGUUGCAUGAGGGACUAUCCUUUGGAGCUUCAGUCCCGGGUUCUGGAGCAAGCCAAUUUUUCUCCAAGAACAACGGCAAGAAGUCCCGGGCUAUUGAUUCCGUCUCCUUUGAGUAGAGAGGGAACCUCCUCCAAAAGUCCCCUUGGACACCCGUCGAGGAGCAAGCGACACAACACCAUAGGCUGAAGUACAUUUUAGAUGAAAAGAUCAUCUGCAAGGAUUAUUACAUGUUGGGAUAGAGAAGAUGCUAAGAUUAUAGGAAUUGUUACGCAUUCUUUUUAGAGCCGUUUCUUUUUUUUUUUUUUUUUUUUUUUUUUUUGUAGGGUUUGGACUCAACAGCUCUUCAGAAAGAGAUCCUUCCAACGCCUAAGAGUGCUUUGCCUAAAAGUGCUUCUACUUACUCUGAUGUCCUAAAAGAGUUGCUUGAGGUUUACCUUUCAAAGGUUUACCUCAAUAAUUCUAUUUGAACACACAAAGCACUUUAUUAUUG
Molecule: messenger RNA, 2589 nt
Organism: Malus domestica (apple)
Lineage: Eukaryota; Viridiplantae; Streptophyta; Magnoliopsida; Rosales; Rosaceae
Source: RefSeq, a predicted model, not a curated record